AGCUAGUCACAUAUCUUAGCUGAUCAACUCUCUCGAUAUUCGCCAGAAUUCCAACCAACCCCGGACCUCCACCACUACUGCAGAAUCUUAUCAUACCGUUCAACAUCAGCGGUAGAAUACCUCAUGAGUGCAGACACCAACUCUGAAAUGGACAACUACGCUGUUAUGGAUGAUAUAGACACACUGGAGUCUAUUAAAUUCAACCUACACGAGAAUCUAAGUAAUGAUGCUACCCUUCAACAGGGAGGGCUCAAAUCCUAUACCGCCAACGAAAAUAGUAGUGUGAUUUACGAAAGGAAGAAGUCGGAUCAUUCCGUCAAGGUCGAAAGGCUUCUCUGGGUAGACGGGUGGGAAGAGACUAUUGGAAAGGGGGAGAGCGUAGUGAACAAACAGGAAAUGACGCUCAUAGUUCUCAAGUUUUUACUAGCAUCACAAGAUCCAGAUACGAGGAUCAGUUUUAUGAAAGCAUCCAUCUUGUUUGAAGACCCAAACAAGGACGCCAAAAACACUGGGGCCCCAGGCGGACCAGAAGUAAUAGCGUGGGCUCCUUUUCACUCAGAGGAACGCUGGAAUGGGACAUCUGCCGAGCUAAAGGAAACUACCACUAUAGAGGGGAAUUUCAAUGCUGGUUAUUCGAACAUUGGGGUCUCUGGUAAGCGCGGCUACGAGGGCGAGAUAUCAUGGGCUCGAACCGACUUCGACAAGGGGCGCGCGAUACCCGAGACGAACAAUGCUGGUGGAUACAACGGAGUCACGUGGACUCUAGAGCAGAAUCCAUUGCAAAAAAAGGGGGUCGCGCAAGAAAUCUGGACCACGGUCCUCUUAUCGAGGCAAAGCAAUGCCCCCUACUUGGUGAAUUUCAAUAUAGACGUGCGUGCUGGCACCGUCCAAGAAUAUAAGGACAAAACCAAGCGCUUUUUUGGCUUCGGGCCGGGACAAACUAAAGCUUUUUUGGUUACCCCGUGGAAGAAGGAUGUCUGCAACUCCGAGGGCGAGGACAUCAUGCAGUGCAUUGACUUGAAAAACCUAGGGAGGCUUCGGCAGCAAGGAAAGAGGACUAAGCUAGAAGUCAAGUGGGGGCCUAGCUAUAAGAUUGAAACAUCGAAGCCUAUACAGGUCGCCGUGGACGACACCACCAUUAGUGACAUGGAAGAGAAGAAACUCGGUAGGGUAGUGAAUACGGCAGCGCCUCCAGCUUCAACAGUGGGCUCCCCAGCUCCAUCGAUGCCUAACACGCAAUCUUUUACACUACCUGUCACUUCUGGUCCUCCCCGAACUGACCAGUCAACACUCCCACCUCUGUUAAUUGGCUGGUGUAACCAAACCCCGACGUUGAUCGCCGACACAACCCGACUUACGGCAUUGGAGGCACGGCUGGGACAGAUAGAAGCCCGCCUUGCGCAGCAGGACUUAUUGAUACUACAGUUGCAGCGGGCGCUUGCGGCGAAGGACAACUAA
Messenger RNA from Daldinia vernicosa, 1458 nucleotides. RefSeq lists its product as uncharacterized. Bases 124 to 1458 code for a protein of 444 amino acids. The transcript has a single exon. Lineage: Eukaryota; Fungi; Ascomycota; Sordariomycetes; Xylariales; Hypoxylaceae. The record is from RefSeq and is a predicted model, not a curated record.